Molecule: messenger RNA, 2457 nt
Organism: Pseudogymnoascus verrucosus
Lineage: Eukaryota; Fungi; Ascomycota; Leotiomycetes; Thelebolales; Thelebolaceae
Exons: 2
Coding region: 486-2375 (629 amino acids)
Biological process (GO): glucuronoside catabolic process; carbohydrate metabolic process
Molecular function (GO): beta-glucuronidase activity; carbohydrate binding
Source: RefSeq, a predicted model, not a curated record
GGCGGCUAUUGACAGCUCUUCCGCGUAAUCUUGGCGUCUUGUGAGAAUUGAGUUUACGUUUUGGCGUCUGGGAGGGUUGUUGACGACAUGGCGAGGAUCUUUCACCGCAAGGAGCGGAAUGUGGGUGUUUACUGACAGCUUUACUGACAGCUUUCCCCGCGUUUUUGGAGCUGGUGAGGGUGAGAGCUGACCUCUAUCCUGGGACACUUCCCCGCAAAGUGGUAUCCUUGCAAAGGCCCUCCCUUACCCUCCCCCGCAAAGGGAGCGUCAUUUGAUGGGUUUAGAUUUGGAGAGGCUAGGACGUUAGGGGAAUGGUUUGUUUGUUUCUGGGUAGGAGGCGCAAGAAUACUAGGUAUCAAUGGCUGUGAGAGUCAAUUGCCAAUGUUGGAUUGGGUGAGUAUAUGUAUUCCAUAGUUUCUCAUUUCUAAGAUGAUUAUUGAACAGCCUCACACAAGCAUCUCGUCGCAAAGAACAAUAUAGGCAUCAUGAAACUCCUCGCUAGGCUCUCGCUCCUGGCUAUCAUCCCGUCUUCGUUAGCGGUUCCAACAAAUGACAAUCAGAUCGCCAGCAGAGAUGUCGUUCUUAACGCCCUCCCUAUGCUCAAGCCACAGCGUUCGCUGUCCAGAGAUCUCGUUAACCUAGAUGGACUGUGGAAAUUCUCCGUUGCAACCAGCGCCAACAGCACCGCCCAGCCUUGGACUGGGCCAUUGGUCACCGACCUGGAAUGCCCGGUCCCAGCUUCCUACAACGACAUCUUCGUCGACCGCGCGAUCCACGACCAUGUCGGAUGGGUCUACUACCAGCGGGAUGUGAUUGUCCCCAAGGGCUGGUCAGGAGAGCAGUACUUUGUGCGCGCCGAAUCCGCUACCCACGAAGGCCAGAUCUAUGUCAAUGACCGUCUCGUCGCUCAUCAUGUGGGCGGUUACACUCCAUUCGAGGCUGAUGUGACCGAUCUUGUGACUGCGGGCCAGCAGUUCCGUCUUACCAUCGCGGUCAACAACAUUCUCACGUUUGAGACUCUCCCGCCUGGAAAGGUGAUGACCAGCGCGUUGACGGGAAAGAGAACGCAGAAGUACUAUCAUGACUUUUACAACUAUGCGGGCUUGGCUCGCUCGGUCUGGCUGUACUCUGUGCCUAAGCAGCAUAUCCAGGACAUCACUGUUGUCACGGAUUAUAAGGGAAACACCGGCAUGAUCAACUACAACAUCACCGUUGCUAAGGGGACAACUAGAAAGGUCCAAAUCGCUGUCAUCGACGAGAGCGGGAAGACCGUUGCCGAAGGCUCAGGGGCUACCGGAACCAUCAAUAUCCCCUCGGUGAAGCUCUGGCAACCCGGAGCAGCAUACCUCUACAACUUCCGCGCCAGCAUCGUUGACUCUUCUAAGAAGACCCUGGACACCUACAACCUCGCGACCGGCAUUCGCACCGUCGUGGUCAAGAACACCCAAUUCCUCAUCAACGGCAAGCCCUUCUACUUUACUGGCUUCGGCAAGCACGAGGACACCAACGUCCGCGGCAAAGGCCACGAUCAAGCUUACAUGGUCCACGACUUCCAGCUCCUGAACUGGAUCGGCGCUAACUCCUUCCGCACCUCCCACUACCCCUACACCGAGGAGAUGAUGGAGUACGCCGACCGCCGCGGCAUCGUGGUCAUUGACGAAACCCCCGCCGUGGGACUUAACUUCGGUUUGGGCACCCCGGGCAGCGUGACCUUUGGCCCGGACCUCAUUAACAACAAGACCCAAGCCGCGCACGCGCAGGCCAUCCGCGAGCUCUUCCACAGAGACAAGAACCACGCCAGCGUCGUCAUGUGGUCCAUCGCCAACGAGCCCGCGUCCGACGACAAGGGCGCGAGGGCCUACUUCGAGCCCCUGGCAGCGCUUGCUCGCUCGCUCGACUCAAGCCGACCUAUCACCUUCGCCAACGUCUUCUUCGCGACCCACGUCACUGACAAGAUCUCCGACCUCUUCGACGUCCUCUGCCUCAACCGUUACUACGGAUGGUACACCGAGACCGGUGAGCUGGCCGAUGCCGAGGUCGCGCUCACGACCGAUUUGCAGGGCUGGGUCAAGAAAUACAACAAGCCGAUCGUGAUGACCGAGUACGGCGCUGACACUGUGUCGGGGCUGCACACCGUCCUCGGGCUGCCGUGGAGCGAGGAGUACCAGGUGGCGAUGCUGACGAUGUACCAUAGGGUGUUCGACUCGAUUAAGGCGAUGGCUGGGGAGCACGUGUGGAAUUUCGCGGACUUUCAGACGAGCAUGGGAACGGGACGCGUGGAUGGGAAUAAGAAGGGUGUGUUUACGAGGGAUAGGAGGCCAAAGGCGGCGGCGCAUGCGUUGAAGGAGAGGUGGACGAACUUGAAGAAGAAGUAGGGUGGGGCUUUAGUUGAUGUAGAUAGAUGAACUGGAUAGACGUUCGCAUAGCUCCUAUGUUGGAACAGAGAAUAUAACAGGC